Messenger RNA from Cucurbita pepo subsp. pepo (vegetable marrow), 1326 nucleotides. Its product is annotated as Transducin/WD40 repeat-like superfamily protein. NCBI's taxonomy places the organism in Eukaryota, Viridiplantae, Streptophyta, Magnoliopsida, Cucurbitales, Cucurbitaceae. The record is from RefSeq and is a predicted model, not a curated record. Gene Ontology annotation, molecular function: protein binding.
CAAGGCGCGGAGACUGCAGAAAGCGGCGCGCAUCCUAAAACCCUAGCGAAACCCCGCAAAAUUUCUCUUAAACGAAGGUUUGUACAAGUCAGGCCAAUCUCCGACACCUUGCUGCCGGAGACCGCUUCCUUCCGCCUCCGCCUCCGCCUCCGCAUCCGCCUCCAUGAGUCUCAUAGCAGGCUCGUAUGAAAGAUUCAUUUGGGGGUUCAAGCUUAAACCGUCCGAACCCCAAACUCUGUCCCUCACCCCUCUUUUCUCCUACCCUUCUCAUCUCUCCGCCAUCAAAACCCUCGCCGCCGCUGGUCCUGUCGCUGCUUCCGGUGGCGCUGAUGAUACUAUCCACCUCUAUGACCUUUCCUCCGCUUCCUCUCUUGGAUCGCUUCACGACCACUCUGCAUCUCUAACUGCUCUUUCGUUCUACACCCCUCCCAACCUAUCGUUUCCUCGUAACCUCGUGUCUGCUGCUGCAGAUGGAUCCGUAUGUAUCUACGACGCCGACCCUUUUGUCCACCUUAAGACUGUGUUGCCUCACAGGAAGGCUAUUAACGAUCUUUCUAUCCACCCCUCUGGAAAGCUCGCGUUGACAGUGGGUCAUGAUGAGUGCUUGGCCAUGAUAAAUUUGGUUCGUGGAAAGAGGAGUUUCUAUUGCAGGUUGGGCAAAGAGGCCAGCUUGGUGAAUUUUGAUGUUGGUGGGGAUAAGUUUUUUAUGGUUAUGGAGGAGAAGGUAUCGGUGCAUGAGGCAGAGGAUGCACGGUUGCUGUGCGAAUUCGAGAACAAGAAGCGGGUUCUUUGUGCUACGCCUUGCGAGAAUGGCAUUCUGCUUACCGGUGGAGAGGACCGUUGUGUUACGGCGUGGGAUGUAAAAAGUGGGAAGGUGGCAUAUUCUAUAGAAGAAGCGCAUGCUGCCCGUGUGAAAGGGAUUGUUGUACUCACGAAGAAUUCCUCUGGCGCUUUCUCUGAUGAUGAUCCACACAUAGUUGCAUCUGCAUCAUCAGAUGGAGUUAUACGUGUUUGGGAUGUUCGAAUGGCCAUUAAGGACAAGCCAAAUCCACUAGCUGAGGCAAAUACAAAAUCAAGGCUGACUUGUCUUGCAGGAUCGGCUCUUAAAUCCCUUAGGCGACCACAGCUUGGGAAGAACAUUGAAGGAGAACCAAAGGCCACUGACAACAAUGAGUCGGCUGAGUAAAGAAAGAAAUUGGUAUUAAUUAGUUGGUGGGUUAAGUGAAAUCUGUAGUGGAGGAUUGUUCUUCAUUCCUGCUAUGUUAAGUUUUGACACGAAAGCAAGUGCUUAUAUUGAUUCACAUGAGAAAGUAUCAUUUCAUUUAA